This is a messenger RNA of Trichoderma citrinoviride, 1044 nucleotides long. Its product is annotated as NAD(P)-binding protein. Bases 1 to 1044 code for a protein of 347 amino acids. NCBI's taxonomy places the organism in Eukaryota, Fungi, Ascomycota, Sordariomycetes, Hypocreales, Hypocreaceae. The transcript is spliced from 2 exons. The record is from RefSeq and is a predicted model, not a curated record.
AUGGCACCCGAAUUCGACAUCACACCUAAGAAGCGGGCGUCGCAGCUUGCCUUCCUUCAACGACAGCUCUGCCGGGAGCCUCCCGCUUGGAGUCAGAAGGACGCUGACUUGAGCGGCAAAACCGCCAUCGUCACAGGGUCUAACACGGGCCUCGGCUUCGAGUGCAGCGCGCAGCUCCUGGACCUUGGCCUCAGCAGGCUCAUUAUCGCCGUCCGCAGCGAAUCAAAGGGCGAGGAGGCGAAGCAGCUGCUCUUGAAGCACCAAAAUACUGGCAACUUUCCAGUCAUUGAAGUCUGGAAGCUCGAUCUAUCGAGCUAUGAUUCCAUCGUUGCGUUUGCGGAGCGCGCCAAGGCGCUCGAGAGGCUCGAUAUAGUCGUCCACAACGCAGGUCUCCUCAACAAGACCUACAAGCAGAAUACGUUUACAGGCCAUGAAGAGAUGGUGCAAGUCAACUAUCUCUCUCUCGCUCUCCUGACACUGCUGCUCCUACCAACUCUUGAGGAACAGAACACCGCCGCACAACCCGGUCAUCUCGUCCUCGUCUCAUCCGACACAGCCGCAUGGGCCGAAUUCAAAGAGAGAACCUCGGUGCCGCUACUUGCUGGUUUGGAUAAGCCCCGGUCGUUUAAAGACCGGGAUCAGUAUGCUACUUCCAAAUUACUGGGACAACUGUUUCUCUCGCAGCUGGUGAAGAGGGUACCGCUAUCUUCUACGAUCAUAAACGCUCCCAAUCCGGGUCUGUGCAAGUCGAGCUUGAGUCGCGAUUACAACAACCUUCUCGACAGGGCGCUCGUAUCGACUCUCCAUCACUUGCUUGGGCGCAAAACGGACGUAGGAGCUCGCGCGUUAACAGAUGCAGCUGUGAAGCAGGGUCCGGAGUCUCAUGGAGAGUAUUUUGAGGAUGGAAAGGUUCAGCCAAUGGCACCGCUCGUUUACAAACCCGAGGGUCAGACGAUUGCAGAAAGGCUAUGGAAGGAGACUUUGAACGAGCUGGCUUUUGCAAAGGUCGCUGAUGUUGUUCGCGCUCUGGGCGGUCAGCCAUGA